GAAUCUUAGACCUUUGAAUAAGUUCAUUUCUCACAGAGAGAGGUUUUUGGGUGUCGGUGUGAAGCCGGUUCUGCGUCCACAGAUCCACGCAGUAUGAGGAUCACCGGGAGCCACGUGUGCCUGGUGCUGCUGGCCGUCACGCUGUCCGCGGCGCACCAGUCCAAGAAGAGCGGCAAGCGGAGCGACAAUGGCACAGCCUGGAGCCAGGCGAAGAACAGGCGGCUCUUUGCGAGGCAAAAGAUUCAAAAGAUGUCAGCACCGCUGGAAAAUCGCAUUCCAAGACACAAAGUGGAGUCGAUGACCGUGGCGCGCCGCUGCAGCCACCUGAAGGAGACGUGCUCCACGCUGGUGUCGUGCUGCGACCCCUGCGCCGCCUGCCGCUGUCGCCUCUUCAACACCAUCUGCCACUGCUGGAGGAUGAACACGCGCUGCUUCAAGAGGAUGUAGCGCCUCAGGCGGGCCACAGACGCGCUUGCGCCGAGGCUUCGCAGCACAGGUGCACUUCAUAGAAUGUUAUUACACUUGAGAAGAAACCAGAAACACUUUGGACAACCAUAAAAGAAGCCGAGAUGAAAGUGAAGGACUCCAUUCUUUCCGUGCGUAACGGUAUACUCUGGAUGAUAUUUAUAAGCGGGAAACAUAUUCUGACGUUCUCCAAACAAGCGACAGUACACUUGUCUAGCAU
This is a messenger RNA of Synchiropus splendidus (mandarinfish), 685 nucleotides long. RefSeq names its product agouti signaling protein, nonagouti homolog (mouse) 2b (gene asip2b). Gene Ontology annotation, molecular function: type 1 melanocortin receptor binding; neuropeptide hormone activity. NCBI's taxonomy places the organism in Eukaryota, Metazoa, Chordata, Actinopteri, Syngnathiformes, Callionymidae. Gene Ontology annotation, biological process: positive regulation of feeding behavior; neuropeptide signaling pathway; hormone-mediated signaling pathway. The record is from RefSeq and is a predicted model, not a curated record. The transcript has 3 exons. The coding region runs from base 94 to 447 and encodes 117 amino acids. Gene Ontology annotation, cellular component: extracellular region.